Messenger RNA from Maniola jurtina (meadow brown), 468 nucleotides. RefSeq names its product odorant receptor 67c-like. The coding region runs from base 41 to 454 and encodes 137 amino acids. Gene Ontology annotation, molecular function: odorant binding; olfactory receptor activity. The record is from RefSeq and is a predicted model, not a curated record. The transcript has 5 exons. Gene Ontology annotation, cellular component: plasma membrane. Lineage: Eukaryota; Metazoa; Arthropoda; Insecta; Lepidoptera; Nymphalidae. Gene Ontology annotation, biological process: sensory perception of smell; detection of chemical stimulus involved in sensory perception of smell.
UCUUGGUUUAACUUUUCUUUGUGUUUACAGGUUAUCAAGUAUGCUGGAAUUCAUAUACGCUGAAUCGACGUUAUUCAAUUUUGUAUCGAGCUCUGUUAUGAUAUGUUUAACAGGCUUCAAUGUUAUUGCGAUGGAGAACGUCGCGUUCGUUGUGACCUUCCUUGUAUUUCUAUCAGCGAGCUUGUUGCAAAUAUACAUGCUCUGUUUCUUUGGAGAUUUUCUAAUGAAAUCGAGUAUGGAAGUGAGCGAUGCAGUUUACAAUAGCAAGUGGUACUAUCUCAAUGCCACGUCGGGGAAAAACUUACUCAUUGUACUAACAAGGGCUCAGAAGCCGUGCAAGUUGACCGCUUUCGGAUUCUCUGACGUCAGUUUGAAAGCUUUCAUGAGCAUUCUAAGCAGCGCUUGGUCUUACUUCGCUCUUUUGAAGACUGUCUACGCUCCACCAAAAAAUUAAAAUUAAGAUAAUUU